CUCUUCUGCAUGAAACCCUAGUCUCCAUCGGCUUAAGAUUACAUUUUCAUCCACUGGUAGCCGAUCGCAGCCUUCCAGCGCCGUCGACUAGAUUUCUCAAGAUGUUUACGGCCCUGAAAAAGAUCCACAAGGACAAGGAUGUUGAACCUUCCGAGUUCGAAGAGACUGUUGCGCAGGCACUCUUUGAUUUGGAAAACACCAAUUCGGAGCUGAAAAGUGACCUGAAGGAUCUGUACAUUAAUUCAGCGCUUCAAGUUGAUGUUUCUGGAAACAGGAAGGCCGUUGUUAUCUAUGUUCCUUUUAGAUUGAGGAAGGCAUUCCGCAAGAUUCAGUUGAGGCUUGUUCGUGAGUUAGAGAAGAAGUUCAGUGGAAAGGACGUGAUUCUGAUUGCUAACCGAAGAAUCUUGAGACCUCCAAAGAAGGGCUCAGCAGCCCAAAGGCCUCGCACUCGUACUCUUACCUCUGUGCAUGAAGCAAUGCUAGAAGAUAUUGUUUUGCCUGCCGAGAUUGUUGGGAAACGAACCAGAUACAGAGUUGAUGGAUCAAAAAUCAUGAAGGUUUUCUUGGACCCUAAGGAGCGGAACAACACGGAGUACAAGUUGGAGAGUUUCUCUGCAGUUUACAGGAAGCUGUCUGGCAAAGAUGUUGCCUUUGAGUUCCCAAUAGUCGAGGCAUAAGAUCCUUAUCGAUUGUGACACCGUUUAGAUGCAUUUAGUUUUGAAUCCAUUCAAAUUUUUGAUGUUGAGAACUAGAAUCUGUUUUUAUUUAUAUGGUUUUUAAUUUGCGGAAGCGAAUUGUUUAUGGUGGUUUUAGUCUGGUAGGGUAUGAAUGUCUCUAUAUUUAUGACUUGUUAUGUUUAGUGCUAAA
Messenger RNA from Cucurbita maxima (winter squash), 867 nucleotides. Its product is annotated as 40S ribosomal protein S7-like. Gene Ontology annotation, cellular component: small-subunit processome; 90S preribosome; cytosolic small ribosomal subunit. The transcript has 6 exons. The coding region runs from base 102 to 677 and encodes 191 amino acids. Gene Ontology annotation, biological process: ribosomal small subunit biogenesis; translation; rRNA processing. The record is from RefSeq and is a predicted model, not a curated record. Gene Ontology annotation, molecular function: structural constituent of ribosome. NCBI's taxonomy places the organism in Eukaryota, Viridiplantae, Streptophyta, Magnoliopsida, Cucurbitales, Cucurbitaceae.